This is a messenger RNA of Aureobasidium pullulans EXF-150, 1817 nucleotides long. Its product is annotated as endo-polygalacturonase D. Gene Ontology annotation, biological process: pectin catabolic process. Gene Ontology annotation, cellular component: extracellular region. Gene Ontology annotation, molecular function: polygalacturonase activity. NCBI's taxonomy places the organism in Eukaryota, Fungi, Ascomycota, Dothideomycetes, Dothideales, Saccotheciaceae. Bases 79 to 1641 code for a protein of 520 amino acids. The record is from RefSeq and is a predicted model, not a curated record. The transcript has a single exon.
UUUCCUCUUUCUUCCAGAAGCUGGUCUUCUCUCACACUCUUUAUACAAAAUCCUCGUCAUUCAUUUACGUCCAGAAAGAUGCGUCGCUUUAUCGCUACCGUAGGCGCUCUCUUGCCUGUCGCUCUCGCAUGUAACAAUGCAGAUACACACCCUUGUCCUGGUUACUACCACGACAAUUUAGCCGAAGUCUCGGACUUCUGUGCCACCUUCACGCAAAGCACCGUCGCUGCUUCUACCGGCCUUCCGUCAUGGGCGACUGUCUGUGACAACAGUCCUAAGAAGCUGUCUAGUGCAUGCAGCUGUCAGGUCCCCGCUACUGCUGUUGCUGCUUCUGCACCGUCCUCGGGUGUCGUCGCAUCCACCACACCUUCAUCCUCAGGCUUUGUCACCUCUGUCAAGAAUGUCGAGAGCUCCCCUGUUUUCGCUAUCACCCGGACCCACUCCUCCAGUGUCACCAGUGCUGCCGCAAAGGUCGCCGUGAGCUCUGAAGUCGUGGUCAGCUCUUCGGUUGCUGCCACUCCUGCUGUUACUAGCUCUGCGGCUGCUGUCCCUACUAUUUCUGGAGGUGCAUCUGUCUCGCUCGCUUCGGGCGGUGUCACUUGCACUGUGACCGAGUACGCUGGCAUCUCGUCAGCUGUGGCCUCGUGCACCAAUAUCGUCCUCUCCAACAUCAAAGCCCCUGCCUCGAGCACUAUCGAUCUCACCUCUCUGCAGACUGGAACCCAUGUCAUUUUUGCUGGCAAGACCACUUUUGAGGAUACAAACGACAAGAAAUUCGACCCGAUCGUGAUCACGGGAACUGAUAUCAUUGUGGAAGGCGCUGACGGUCACGUCAUAGACGGAAAUGGACAGUCUUACUGGGACGGAAAGGGUAGCAAUGGAGGUGACGCUAAGCCCAACCACUUCAUCGUCGCAAAGCAUGUCAACAAUGGACGCUUCGAGAACUUGAACAUACAGAACUGGCCCGUCCACUGUUUCUAUGUCUCUUACUGCAACGCCGUCACCUUCUCGAAUAUCCUUCUGAACAACACUAUUGGAAAUGAGCCCAACUCUAAAAGUGGCAGUAAGGCAGCCGCCCACAACUCUGACGGAUUCGACAUCUCUUCCAGCGACAACAUCGUCCUGACUGACUCCCAUGUCUACAACCAAGAUGACUGUGUUGCCGUUACCUCUGGUUCGAAAAUAUUGGUAGACAGUAUGUACUGCUCUGGUGGUCAUGGCCUCUCGAUCGGAUCCAUUGGCGGCAAGUCAAACAACACCGUCAGCGAUGUCACUUUCCAGAACUCUAUCAUCGUCGACAGCCAAAACGGUUGCCGCAUCAAGUCCAACGAGGGCGAGACUGGCGAGGUUUCCAACAUCCACUACAAGAAUAUCACCAUGGAGAACAUUGAAAAGUACGGCUUGGUAAUCCAGCAGGACUACCUCAAUGGUGGUCCGACCGGCGAACCCAGCAACGGUGUUACUAUUUCUGGAGUCACUGUUACAGAUGUCAAAGGAACUAUGUCUAGCAGCAAGGGCAUUGACUAUUACGUCCUUUGUGGUGACGGCUCUUGCAGCGACUUCUCGUACUCUGGCGUUGAAAUCACUGGUGGCAGUGGUGACAAGUGCAACUACCCUUCUUCUGGUUGCCCUGCAAUUUAGAUUCUAUGUGCGAUACCUGACUGAGCACGUCUGCUUCUUGCAUGCAUAUCGUCUUCGUAUCUUGCGAAAGCAAACUUCUACCUUCUAUGUAAUUCAUACUCAAUCUAACUGAAUAACAUGUAAUCUACAGAGACGGAUUCUUUUGCUAAAUUGCUAGUAGCUACUAAUUUCCAAAC